AUGCAGUUUCGGUGGACCAUUAUUAUGAGCUUAUUCGUAGUAUCGGCUAUUCUGUCGCCCACCGAGUGCAAGACUCCCAGCAAUGACCCAGCCAUGCUCCAGCGGUGGAAUCGCGCUCUGCAGGCCAUCAACGAUGCUGAGCGCCAGCGUCAAGAAGACAAGGUCCAUCCCAAUCCUGGCCCAGAGGUCGGAGUCCGGCUGCAGAGACCCAACGACAAACGAAUGAGAUGGCGCAGCAAUAGCAAGCAGCUCCGAUGGCGGCCCGGGAAGGACCUCGAAGAUGAGGGGCAAUCAGGACGUGCUGCCGCCUCGUACACCUCCACAAUUAAUAUGAAUGCUCCGAAUCCGUCCUAUCUGGAUGUCGCUGAUUAUGUACGAUCUGAAGCGCCUUGGUGGUUCAACUGA
Drosophila miranda is the source of this 405-nucleotide messenger RNA. RefSeq lists its product as uncharacterized. Bases 1 to 405 code for a protein of 134 amino acids. The record is from RefSeq and is a predicted model, not a curated record. The transcript has a single exon. Lineage: Eukaryota; Metazoa; Arthropoda; Insecta; Diptera; Drosophilidae.